Messenger RNA from Monosiga brevicollis MX1, 327 nucleotides. RefSeq lists its product as uncharacterized. The transcript has 4 exons. The record is from RefSeq and is a predicted model, not a curated record. The coding region runs from base 1 to 327 and encodes 108 amino acids. NCBI's taxonomy places the organism in Eukaryota, Choanoflagellata, Craspedida, Salpingoecidae.
AUGCGCGUGUGGGUGAGCUUGGCGCUUGGCCUCCUGGGCUGUCUCUCCAUGUUCCACGCUGCCUAUGGUGCUAGCCAAUACCGCAACUUUCUCAAAGUGACGUCGCGGCCUUUUGAAAGUGUACCGGCUGAUAUUGCGCUCGAGAGCCUGGCCGGCCUGACCCUGAUCAUGGUGGCGACUGUGUUGGCCAAGAUCGACUUCACCCUCAUUCACAUUGCGGCUCAGCUGCGUGACAAGGUUUACUACACAGCUUGCGGCAAACCCUCGUUGCGGCCACUGCGCACCUCACGCUUGACGUACAUGUUCCCGGAUAAGAAGCAACAGUAG